Messenger RNA from Orbilia oligospora ATCC 24927, 5355 nucleotides. RefSeq lists its product as uncharacterized. Lineage: Eukaryota; Fungi; Ascomycota; Orbiliomycetes; Orbiliales; Orbiliaceae. The record is from RefSeq and is a predicted model, not a curated record. The transcript is spliced from 3 exons. Bases 1 to 5355 code for a protein of 1784 amino acids.
AUGUCUGUCAUAGACUACAACUCGCUCCGGCAAACAACGCUCGGCUCCGGAGUUGAUGAGGAAGCUGUUACAGUCAAUACAAGAGCUUUGAUUGACAAGGUUCUAGCGCGAUACUCCGGUGAACACACUACCUUACGAGAAUUACUACAAAAUGCUGCAGACGCAAGUGCCACACGUGUUGAAAUACGAUAUGAAACCGCUGGCCCGACAUCCGCUGAUUCUUCGGUCGAUUUAAGCUCCAUGACACCGACUCAAAGGAAAAAUGAAGAGCUUAAGAGAUUGUUGAAGAGCAAGUGCAAACGGAUGUUGGUCAAGAAUGACGGCAUUCCGUUUCGCGAGGAAGAUUGGCAGAGGCUGAAGAGAAUUGCUGAGGGAAACCCUGAUGAGACGAAAAUUGGUGCCUUUGGUGUUGGUUUUUACAGUGUCUUUGAUGAGUGCGAAGAACCAUUCGUUUCCUCCGGUUCUCAGGCCAUGGCAUUCUACUGGAAAGGGAAUCAGUUAUUCACAAGGCGGGCUAAGCUCCCACAGCACGAUCCGAUGACGACUUUCCUACUCGAGUAUCGACAGCCGGCGGAUCCACCACCGUUAGUCUCGUUGUCGCAAUUCCUAGCGACCUCCCUUACGUUCGUUUCGCUCGAAAAAGUCGACCUCUACAUCGACAAUUAUUGUGUUACCUCGAUCAAAAAGAAGACGUCGCCUGCCAAUCCGCUCGGCCUCCCCGGAAGCAUUUCGACGGCCCAAAAGGGAACUGGCGCAAUGCUUAAGAUUGUUGGCGUAGAUUCUGAAAGCGUCCAACUCACAGCUGAUGUUAUGGGGCUUGUUACAUACAAGGAGAAACCAAAACUAGGACAGGCUGUCGCUGAUACGGUCACAAGCGGGUUUAGAGGGUUCUGGCAAAGACUCGCACAGCCAGCUGUGAGCAACAGCUUAAAGGACAUCUCCCGUAACGGCUCGUCCGCAAAUUUGGUAGACACGGUAGACCUUUCAAAGGUUACUAGUAGCACUAUUUUCAUCAGAAUAGCUACUGCGAAUCUUCAGUCUAAUGUCGGUUCGACAUUUGCCGCCAACCUAGAGAGAGCAACCAAGAAACCUCCCCCACGCAGGACAAAGUGUGCUAUUUUAACUAUGUCGAAAGAGGAGUUAGAUGCUUCUGAGUCCGUGGAUUCUAAAUCCGAUACUUUCAUUUUCGCGAACGUCCUGCCUACGAAACUUGGCAAGAUUUUUAUCGGGUUCGCGACUCAUCAAACCACCGCUAUUCGGGCGCAUUUUGCGGCACACAGCGUCAUUCCAACCGUAGAGCGUGAGAGCAUUGAUUUCAACGCCCGUUAUGUGAAAGAAUGGAAUGCAGAAAUGCUGCGCAUGGCGGGUAUUCUUGCACGUAUCGUGUACUUCUACGAAAUGUCGGACUUGCGUGGCCGGAUUCAACCUGGAGAAGGCAAAUAUACGACAACCAUUGAUGCAUGGAAUAAAGUUGCGCCAUCUGUGCUACAUAUCAUGAACAUGUUUACUUUUGUGGAGAGCACGCCGAGCCCAGUCGUCGGUCAGAUUAUCGAGGAAGCCUUUUGGCAAUGUUCCAACGUUGUUGAGGUGAUCAGUACGAAGGGAAUCUUGCCCAGCAACACUAUUCGAAUAAUUCCGAAGGGUGCAGAGGAAAUUAGUAGUUUCCUGUCUGGUAUCCCUUUGCUUCCUCCGACGAUCCAAACCGAUGCUCCUGUAUUCGUUAGAGCUCUGAGGCUAUAUGGCUUCAUCCAUGAGUUUUCCCUCAGUGAUAUGAGGACCGAGUUAGAAAACAGGGCUUUGACUGGCGCGCAAAUGGUUGUCUUCCUGAAGUGGCUGGCCAAGAAGAUGAUGUCCGGUGAUGUCAGCCAGGAGUUUGUCCAAGAGUUGCUCAGAGUCGCUGUUGCUUCAUCGACAAACCCUGAAGAAACAGAAAAGCCAGAAGUUACGGGUACCCCAAUAGCGCUCGCGGGUAUCACAAGCUUCGUGACUCCGGCUGUUCUCCCGCCUGAAAUGCCAGUACCACCUACCUGUAUACCUUUCUCUCUGACCAAGACUAUGAAACGUGAAGAACUUCAAGCCUUGGGAUGGAGGGAGUUAGACCUUGUUGAAUGGGCUCUUUACUUGGCUUCGCCGGAAACGCUAUCGCAAAUUGCGAUUGAGCAUAACAUUACUCUUUCUGCACAAUUUGCUGCUCAUUUCCAUGCGAUACUGGCCAAACCAUGGAAGAAGCUCGUUCCAAACGACAAGAAUGCUAUCGCGACUGUCCUCAAGCCAAUAUCAUGUGUACCUUCGUCAAAGGGUAUGAAGAGACCUGGCGAGGCAUAUUUCCCAACUGUCAAGAUCUUCAAGGACCUUCCAAUUAUCCAAAGCAUGAACGGCGUCAAGGAAGACUAUCUUAUGGCCUUGGGAGUUCGGAAAACUCUUGAGCUUUCUCUGGUUUUGGAGCGGUUGCAGGCGAAGGGUGACGAUACUGCGGCCACCUGGAGCGCCUACGAUCUUAUCAAGUACUUCACCAGUGUCAGCCAAGACAUCCCGCCCGAAGACAUCCUAAAGUUGAAACAAACUCCAUUCUGCAAAGCAGACGGCGAUGAUAAAAAGAUUUAUCGCGCCAUGGACUUAUUUGUUCCAAAGCCAGAACUCCGUGAACUCGAGUGCCCUAUCAUUCAAUGGCCUGGCGGUGCUCAAAAUUGGCGUGGUGGUCAGACCGCAGAGGAGAAGUUCGUUCUGAAGCUUGGGCUUAACCAAUUCCCUAGCUCUAAUUAUUUGCUUCAAGUAUUUAUCGCUGCUCAAGAGCGGGAUGUUGUUAAGGCACAUGCGAGACGGGAGAAGGCACUCAAGUAUUAUACUACCAACUAUGUGCUCAACAACUACAACUACUACCAGAUCGGGGAGCAGAAUACUCCGUUCCUACCACUAGAUGGUCCAAAUGCACGAGCUGGCAUCCCCAAACUUGGGGCACCAAAUCAAUGCUUUACCAACCCCCGUGCUGCGGUCUUAGGCGUCCCGAUUCUCAGGGAGGACCUUCGGGAACAUGCUGCGAAGUUUGGCGUGAAAGCUGAUCCUUCUAUGGAUUUUGCUGUUCGCAAAUUGAUGGAACGUCCACCAAACACUCCUGCAGAAGCCAAGACUACCUUCGGUUACUUCGCAUCCCGUUUGGCGGAGAUCCACCCAACCCAUGUUGAGAAGCUUGGGAAGUCACCGAUCGUUCCUAUAAUGAGUAAUGGGCGUUUGAAGUUUACUACUCCAAGAAAUUGCUUCUUGGGCGACGAAAGUAGCCAGUUCAGAGACGUGUUUGACUUUGUCGAUUUCGGCGCAGAUGCCAACCCAUUUUUGAUGAAAUGUGGAACCAAGCUUGAGCCUACAAUUUCUGAGAUCGCAUACAUGCUUACUCGAGACUCUGAGAGGUUACUCGCGUCUUGUGAGACGUCCAUCAAAUACCUCAAUAUUCUUAGAAGAGUAGCAGAAGCAUACCAGGAAUUAAAGCAGGAUAGAGUUCUGCACAAAGCUAUGAAACAUAGUAGAUUCCUCCUAGCGACAAUCGAAAAGACAGAAAGUGCUAACGAACUUGUGGACGUGGAUGAUGAUGAAAAGAACAUCAAAGAAUAUCAACUCGCUAGCGCCGACGAGAUUGCCAUUGUUGAUGAUUUCAUCUUAUUCAAUAUCUUCAAGAGCGACGUUCUCACCUGUCCACAAGAGGAAACACUCGAAAGCUUUUAUACUGGGCUAGGGUCUACUCAAAUAUCCAAGCAAAUUGCACUGGAAUGGACGAUUGGCCGAAUAAUACAAGACCCAUUGAAAAGCAAACAAAUCCGCGAAUUGUGCUUGGAAAGGUGCCGACUUUUCUUCCACAACAACCAUUCCCUUGUUAAACACGACAUUAAGUGGCUUGAAUCUAACCUCGAAGUUUGGAUCGUUAAUUCCAUCCGGCUUCGUAGGACCCUCCAUUCUCCAGGGAGUAAGAGCCAUGUGGAGAAGACAACCGCUGCUAUCGUUAAUUCCAAAGAUAAAACAAAUGCAAUUCUCCAUGUCACUCAGGAUUACAAGGUUUUCGACGUUGCGGCGCAGCUUUUGAAGCUCAUUCUCGUGAAACCGAAACCACAUUCUGCGCUUUUGUUGGAGAGCUUGCUCAGUACUGACCUUUAUACGCUCAAGAGUCGUGGGUACAAUGUUGACCGUAUCCUAAGGCUGAAGAAAGAAAAUGAGAUGAGGGUUGCGGAGGAACAAAAGAGGAGGUUGGAAGCGCAGAGAAAGGCUCAGGAGGAAGCAGACAAGUUACAUCAACAAAACUCGCAAGCUAUCGCGAUACAUCAUGAUGAUGAUAAACCACCCCCAUAUCCGAAUGAAAACGAGCCUGUUUCUGGACUAUCUACUACUCCAACCCGUCAUAAAAUGCCGGGUGCCUUCUUCGACUCUCCGGAAGACAAUAGCCGGGGCCCCCCGCCAUUGGAAACUAGACUUGAGGGGAAGAGGGGAGGGUUAUUCAAUCGGCUCCGGACUGGGCUUGGUUUUGAUCAGGAGAAUGGUAUUAGAGCCGGUACUCCAGAUGUACUUGGCGGACCGCUUGGAAGGCCGACAUCGACUGUUCAACAAAGUAGCGGCUGGGAGGGUGACGGAGGCGAUAUUAAGGCAACAUCUCCGGAAACACUCGAUCGAACCCUCAAGGACGCUAUCGGUGCCUUGAAACCAUUCGGCAGUACCAACAUCUUCUCACCUCCUCAAACCAACCAAGUUAAAGAGCAAAAUACCUAUUGCGACGCGCGCCCUAGUACGGACCUUGUGCGAGUUUGUCAAUUCCCCACUGGCGUCGACUUCUUCAUGACCAACAAUACCUCGGAGAAGGAUAAGCAAGAUUUCGUCAACAACCACAUGCAAGAUCUCAUACUGUUUAGUUCAGUCAUUGCAACCCUGGCUCAAAAGGUUUUCGAAAUCCCACUCAAGAAGAUCCAACUCUACUACGAAAGCUCCAGGACCAUUGCUUUCAACACCAGCGGCAGUUUAUUCUGCAACUACUCGUACUUUAUGCAAUUACAUGCGACGCCGAUCAAAUCCGGGUUAAGCACUGCUGAAGGAGAUACGAUGACUUAUUGGUAUGUGGUUAUGUGUCAUGAAAUCGCACAUAACCUGGUACCGGACCAUAGUGCGGCCCACUCGUACUAUACCGAAAGUUUCGUUACGCAUUAUAUGCGCAAAUACAUCAGUGUGAUGAAGAGAGGUGUGGAGAAACCGAAUGAGAAGAAGCCGGAACGCAUCGCACCAGGACCGAACAGAAUUCCAGUCAACGUUCAUCAUGGCGGCGGUCACGGUAACGGGCCAACGAGUAGUGCGCAGGGAGGAGGCAGUUCAGGGUGGUUCUAG